GCUUCGCGGAAUACCGCGGGAACUGCGAGAAACCGCUCGUGUGCAGUGGAAUGAGAUAAAGAGUACUGACGUGUCGACGGACCAAGCAUCGUAUCGAGAUCGACGGAUCGGGAAUUGCACGAUCCUCUCGCGUCGUCCAGGAUCUUGGGGGGGGGGAACGACAAGACAUAAACAAUUGAGUCGAACUCCUCCGGGAAGCUCGCAGGGGAAGGUGACGUCUCGACCGAAGGUAUCGAUGACAACGCGCUCAUGACGAAUCCUUCGCGAGAUGCUCGACCUGAGGAUCGGCCUUCCGGCCUAGACUAUCCUGAUCCUAGGUCAGUGCGCGGCGCCCAUCAGGCGAACCCGGUGAGCCAAAUUGGCGGGCCCAGGAUACGGAAAGGCCGGGCCUCAAGCUCGAGGAGAAGAAUGCACCUGGCCAACGAGGUACCUCCUCAAGGCUCGGUCAGCGGAAAUCACCUGCCCGAUUAUGCCCUCACCGCCGACUUGCUCGCCGAGAGAACGUUAGACGGACUGCUCGCCGAGCACCCGGGAGAACUUAUUCGCACAGGUUGCCCGCAUGUGGUCUGCACGGUAUUGCCGUCGCACUGGAGAUCGAACAAGACCCUACCUGUAGCCUUCAAGGUGGUAGCUCUCGGCGAGGUCGGGGACGGUACCCUCGUGACAGUGCGCGCCGGGAAUGACGAAAAUUGUUGCGCGGAAUUGCGAAAUUCUACCGCCUUAAUGAAAAACCAGGUCGCCAAAUUCAAUGAUCUCAGGUUCGUCGGCAGGAGCGGCAGAGGGAAGAGCUUCACCCUGACGAUCAUGCUGCAGACGUCGCCGCCGCAAGUGGCCACCUUGUCGAAGGCAAUCAAGGUGACCGUGGACGGCCCCAGGGAGCCGCGCUCGAAGACAAGACACCAGGCCUUUCAUCCCUUUCACUUCGGACCUCGUCCAUUCCCCUUCGGACACCCGCAGGACCCAUUGGGAUUCAAGCUGUCGGGAUUGCAACACCUGGGCCUGGAGCAAAGUGCGGGCCAGGGUUGGGGCGGGCUACCCCGAGGAUCUCUACCACCGCACUGUCUUCCACCGCCGCCCGGCCACCAUCCGCACACACACCCACAGCCGGUUGGCGCGUCGGCCUUCAACCCCUUCCACCAUGCCAUCGAACAAAGAUCCCCGAGGCUGCCUGGACCUAAUACCGAAUCCACGAGGAGCGACCUAGGCCCCAUCAGCGUGUCGGUGCGGGAAGUAACGCCGACAACGUCACCCGGGAACCCCGGACCGGGUUUGCUAACGACGGCCUCCGUGACGGCGCCAACGCCUCCCGCCGAGUCGACCACCACUACCACGACGCCCAGCCCGUCCGGACAUCAUUCACACUUUCAAGGUCUUCAUCUACUGGGCGCCACGGGAUCCAUUUUCGGCUCGAUAUUCGCGCCAUUGUUGCCGCAGUCCUCAUGGCUCUACAACCCGUUGUACCACACGCAACAGUAUAUUUUGGAACCUGAAUGGCACGCUCUAGCCCUGAGAAUGGCGCAGCAACGGCUGCAGAGGCCGGACCAGGCUCGUCUGGAGGAGCUCAGGAAGCUGAGGAGCAGCAGCGACAGCCCUGAGAGCAGCACGAAGGACGAGGAGCGGAGAGGAGACGAGCAAGGGGUGUUGCGCCGGUCCGGAUUGGACAGUCCGGACGACAGCAUCGAGGUGGACGACAGGAACGAUCAGGAUUUGAACAGAGACCGCGUCAGGAGCGACGAGUCCCUCCCCGAACAAGACUCCCCGAGAAUCUCACCGAUCAGGAGCGAUCUGGAAGACGCCGUGUCCACGGACGCCACCUUCCAAGAACCGUCGAUUCGUUUGAGACCGAGCAUAGAGAAUCUAAACGACUCGGAGAUCCAGAUCGAUCAGGAUCAGAUCGGCCGUCGCGGCGAUCUCACCGUGAAAAUCCGUCUGGAGGGCACAGUGGACCUUAGCACGAAGAAAGGCCAGGACAAGGAAAAUAUCGGUCAAGACCUAACGACACGGAGGAAGGAGGACGGGAUCGACGUCGAGAGAGAAGCCGUCAGAACGCGGAGAGAAAGAAGUCCGAAGCCCAGGCACGUGUGGAGACCUUAUUAAGAGUUCGAAGAGCGAGAGCACGUUCGCGCGUCCUUCGGGCGUGACACUUUUCACGAACUCGCCGAGACCCAGAGACGAGAAAGGAGGGGAGAAGUCGGGCUCGGCUUCGAAAGACCGCAGAUCGAGCCAAAGCGGUUAGCUGGGCGAGGUCUCGCGGUACGCGGUCUUCCCUCGUCCGGAAAAGAACGACCUUCGCGGAGAACGCGGCGAACGUUGAUUAAUCUUGUCUCGAUGGCCCAAGUCUAAUGCCAGAGGCAGGGCUUGCACGAUGUUACAGAUUAGUUUAGCAACGCUAAGCGAUAUAUCAUCACCGUUAAGUUGUCGAGGGAUAAACGGAAGACGCCCAGUCGGACGUCGCGCGACGACGGUAGCGUGAUUUUCCUCCGCUUGGCAAAUUAAUCGUCAGAGGAACUUUUUUGUCAGGGUUUUACUUGUAUAUCAUCACACACACUCGCCCGUCGCGGUGUCGUUUCUAAGAACUGUCAUGGACUCGAGGACUAACCAGGGUUUACGUUUUCGCAUAGUAUGUAAAUAUAUAAUAAUGCCCGACUAACUAUCUAGGUUAAUAAUGUUUCAAGAGUACACGUUAAGCAUUGCCCCCCCCCCCCUCUCGUCAUCCCGAUUAAGAAUACUCGAACCUUGCGAAUGUCUCAUCGACUACACGAGCCCGUCGUUGCCGCGAUACGCGACCUUACGAUCCUGAAGAACAAGUUUCUUGGAUCAGGACGCGUUUCCGAAUUCACUCAUCCCGAUCGUCAUCUCGAAGGAGAGCGUUUUAACGAUUACUUCGUAUUGUUACUUCAGAGAAGGAAGUAGAGGAAGAUACUCGUGUGGUAGGUGGACAUUUCGUUCCCCGGUACAAGUGGAAAUUCUGAGUAGCUCGUAUUGUAAAUAUUACCACUCUAAGGACUUCGAAUCCCGGCCGAGUCACAUCCCUUCCCCCCGUCGAGCCAUUGUUUCCUUUUCACGGGGCAACGCCGCUGUCGUUCGAGACGAGGCGAUAUCGAUAUAUACAUAUAAUCGUGGGAGAAAAUGUCAUUGUAUAAUUAUAUCGUCCGUGAGCUCCACGAGUCGUGCUCGACAACGCUGUAUGUACGCGUGACUGGCCUUAAU
Messenger RNA from Dinoponera quadriceps, 3210 nucleotides. RefSeq lists its product as uncharacterized. Gene Ontology annotation, cellular component: nucleus. The record is from RefSeq and is a predicted model, not a curated record. Gene Ontology annotation, molecular function: RNA polymerase II cis-regulatory region sequence-specific DNA binding; ATP binding; DNA-binding transcription factor activity, RNA polymerase II-specific. Lineage: Eukaryota; Metazoa; Arthropoda; Insecta; Hymenoptera; Formicidae. The transcript is spliced from 7 exons. Gene Ontology annotation, biological process: regulation of DNA-templated transcription. The coding region runs from base 250 to 2097 and encodes 615 amino acids.